AUGAAUAUAGAAAGAGAAAAGGAAAACAACAACCAAAAACCGCAAACAACAGAAAAGAACUGUAUGAGCAACAAGGAGAAGAUUGACUAUGAACCAAAAAAAAAGGGCAACACAACAGUGGAAAUCUUCCCCCUAUAUAUACACACAUCCAAAACGCCCAGAAUAAGGGCCACAGCCAAUAGAGAGAGAGAACAUCCUCUAUCAAUAGUGCUCUGCUCGGUUCGUGAGCCAAUACAGAGUUUCCCCAAGUUUGAGCCCCCGGCGCUUAGGGAGGGCCAAGCAUUUCGGCUAUGCAGGACGACACCCGCUUUCAUGGGCUUGGAGAAGAGUCAGGAGCUUACUGGCGUUUGCUUCAGUCUGACAUGGUCGGUGGCUGCCAAAAUGGGCGACAUACCGCAAGGCCGCCAAAAGGUUUGCUUGCAGAAAGUGUUUGGGUUAUAUUGGUACGUAGAAGUAGUUACAAAGCAGGGCAAAGAGACGUCGCGCAGCACACUCUCCGGCCAGUUGUCUGCUUUAGCGAAACAAGUAUUUGGCUUGAGUUACACGCCCAUAUGUAUGUGUACGCAGUCCACAGAAUUGGGCCUAGCUAGAUGUAUCAGGCACCUACGACGUCAAGCAAGAAACACCAGCGUAGAACGCUCAAACACAAUCCAUCUUGGUUAG
Morchella sextelata is the source of this 663-nucleotide messenger RNA. RefSeq lists its product as uncharacterized. NCBI's taxonomy places the organism in Eukaryota, Fungi, Ascomycota, Pezizomycetes, Pezizales, Morchellaceae. The coding region runs from base 1 to 663 and encodes 220 amino acids. The transcript has 5 exons. The record is from RefSeq and is a predicted model, not a curated record.